AUGGGCCGCGUUGGCACCAAAGCCGUGAAGAAGGCAGCCCAGGUCGUCACGGAGAGGUACACGGGUAGCUAUGUCCGCACCGGCAACCGCGUGUGCAAGGAGAUGGCCACUAUUCCCAGCAAGAGCUCUGCAACAAGAGAGCAGGCUGUCACGCAUCAGACGGAGCACAUUCAGAGAGGCCCAGUGAGAGGGCUCUCUGUCAAGCUGUUGAGAGAAAAGAGAGAAAAUUAUGGUCCUGAGGUCUCAGCCCCGGAUCAGGAGAGCACGGAGGUAGAUCCUCACACCAAGGAAAUAUUGAAACCCUUGCACUUUGCCAGUCUGUCCGACCUGCAGGUCACUUGGCCUAUGGUUGGGAUGUGUUUCAAAACACCACAUGGAGGGGCGCAUGGGUGGCUCAUGACUGAAAAGCAACAGUAG
Molecule: messenger RNA, 417 nt
Organism: Felis catus (domestic cat)
Lineage: Eukaryota; Metazoa; Chordata; Mammalia; Carnivora; Felidae
Product: 40S ribosomal protein S17-like
Exons: 2
Coding region: 1-417 (138 amino acids)
Biological process (GO): translation
Cellular component (GO): ribosome
Molecular function (GO): structural constituent of ribosome
Source: RefSeq, a predicted model, not a curated record